ACUGGCACCGGCUCGGGCACAGCCGCGUGCUCCCGCGGCCCGCGCACCCUCCACGCAGGUCUGCUGAAAAAUGACAGAGUAUAAGCUUGUUGUCGUUGGAGCUGGUGGUGUGGGCAAGAGCGCCUUGACGAUACAGCUAAUUCAAAAUCACUUUGUGGAUGAGUAUGACCCUACGAUAGAGGAUUCCUACAGGAAGCAAGUAGUAAUUGAUGGAGAAACAUGUCUCCUGGAUAUUCUUGAUACAGCAGGUCAAGAAGAAUACAGUGCAAUGAGGGAUCAAUAUAUGAGAACAGGGGAAGGCUUCCUAUGUGUAUUUGCUAUAAACAAUACAAAAUCUUUUGAAGAUAUUCACCAUUAUAGAGAACAGAUAAAAAGAGUUAAAGACUCUGAAGAUGUCCCAAUGGUGCUAGUAGGAAACAAAUGUGACUUGCCUUCCAGAACCGUAGAUACAAAACAAGCUCAGGAUUUAGCAAGAAGUUAUGGAAUUCCCUUCAUUGAAACAUCAGCAAAGACAAGACAGGGUGUUGACGAUGCCUUUUAUACGUUAGUUCGAGAAAUCAGAAAACACAAAGAGAAGAUGAGCAAAGAUGGUAAAAAGAAGAAAAAGAAGACAAAGACAAAGUGUAUAAUUAUGUAAAUACAAUUUAUCCUUAUUCUUAAGACGUACUUAAGUAAUUUUUGUACAUUACACUAAAUUAUUAGCAUUUGUUUUAGCAUUACUUUAUUUUCUGCUUUAUGAUCUUGUUAGCUUUACCUGAAUGCUUGUUUUAAAUGACAGUGGAAACUUCAUUCCUCUUAAGUGCCAGUAUUCUUUGAGUGUUGGUUCUUGAACUAGCGAUGCCUGUGAAAACAAAACAAAACCCUGAGAACUCUCUUAGGACUCUUUGGUGCAUGCACAGUUGCUAACUUCCUAUUUUUCUUACCAGUUGUGAACUUUUGUUCUGUGUGCAAACAAAACAACAAAAUGAUGCUCUCUACAUUCUAACACCCCCUUUAAUAUUUUUAUUUUUUAAAUCUGGUUGAGAAAAUGGGCUAGUUAGCAAAAGAGAUUCAGACUUUCUUAUAUCAGACUUUCACUUUAGACUGACUGCAAUAUAGAGAGACCAGAAGCCUUUAUAGUCUUCCUGUAGUUUUUGCUUCUAGGCAUCUAGUCUUGUAGCAUUUCAGAUCAACUUUAAUGAAUGUAAAGAUAUAACUUUCACAAAAAAAAAAAAAAAUCACUGCAAUUUGUCACAGUCACUCCUUAAAUACUCUAUUUUUUCUAUAAAAAAAAAGAAAAAAAAAAGAAAAAUUAAAAAAAAAGACAAUAAUGCACAUCUGGCAAUGGAAAAAGUAAAAGUUCCAAUUAGGUUGAUUUGCUGUUGUUAACACAUUGCUUUAAGACUUUUCACUAACGUUUUCUGUCCGAAGACAUCAGUGAUAUCCUGGCUUUCCUGACCCCAGUGGCAAAUGUCCAAGCAGCUCAGGAAGUGCAGGAUUUCACCCUUGGUGUCUCUAAGAAAUACUAGAAUGCCUUAACAGAUAAGUUAAUUCAAACUCUUAGGUUAAUUCAUUCGUGAAUCCAGAAUUUAUCAUAAGAACUAAAUCAGAAUAUCGCUAAACUACAUAGUUCGGCGAAAUUCUUUCCCCCCUCCACCCUUCCCCAGGGUGGCAUUGUGUAUUUCCAGAUGCCCAUUUUGUAUAAAACAGGGGAGGAAUUUUAAAUCACAGUAACCUCAAAUCAGUAGCUUGACUUUUAGCAAUUAAUUUGGAAAUCACUAUGCCAUAAAAAUGUGGAAUUUGCACAAAUGUUCAGCAUAGAUCAUGGUUUCCAUAGUCAAUGUUGUUUGUGUGGUGUUUGUGAAAUACUAGUUCUGUUGCACAGAUUAAAUAGUUGGUGAGUGGCAUUCCAGUGUCUAGUGUGUCAUGAAGCUAGACCAAGAUUUUAAUGUUUUCUCUGUAUUUUUUUUUAAUUUUGACUUUUUUUUUUUUCCUGAUUGGAAUUAACACAGAAUUUUUGCAGCUCUCAUUUUUGGUACUGCAGUAAAAUAGGUAGGCUGCACCCAAGUAAGAGCCAGUAACUCCAGUGCUACCAGUUCCUCUUGUCUUUCUUACAGACGCUGCAGUGUUUGAUGGUUUUAGUUAGGGCCUCAGUUCCCGAAGGUGCAGUUUUUAUUAGCACCCAGCUCAGAUAGGUGCCGAGUAAAAGUGACUGGGAAUGUGACUCCGGUGUACCCUGAAAGAUGACAAGAAAUGAAGUGUCUCUAGUCAGGACCCUGGACUGGGACAUUUUUAGCUUUGAAGAGGCAAUAGCAGCUACACCCUAACCUAAACUAUCCCUAAACCUUGACAUCUAAAUUAUGCUCUGAGUUUUACACAGUAGGAUUUUCAUGUGUCAGUGUAACUUAGACCAUUUAUAUGGUGUCAAAGGUGCAACUUGCAAACAAGAAUUAUUCUUGUGCUUCUACAAAGGACAAAUAAAAGAGCAGCAGCUCUCCAAGAGCUGCAGAGCUGGCAGGGGAAGCCCCGAGGAUACUCUCUGCAUUGCUGCAUGUUCUUCUAAUUUAUUUGUGGCUGAGAGAACUUAACAAAUGAAUGUCUUCCCUUGCUCCYCUCCAUCCCUCCUCCCUGAAAAAUCCAGUCCUCACCAAAACAGAAAGCCUCGUGCAGCUUUGAUGGGAAAGCUACUCUAUAGAUGACAAAGUACUCUGGAAGAUGGUGGUAGGAGAACCUAGCAGUGUAUCGUAAGGACCAGUAAGGAACAGGAAUAAAUCCUUAAUGUCACAAUAGAUGUUACAACUUCUAAGGCUAAAACAUUUUGGACAUAGUUGGUUAUUUACGUAUUUUAGACACCCUCUUGAUGUAUGUGAAGAAGGUAGCAGAAGUGGAUAGCAUACCUUGAACACACAAAGGUAAUCGCAAGAUUUGUGAAUUUUGGUAACUGAGUCACACUGCAUGUAAAAUUAGGGCCAGACUGAAAGUUUGUAGGCUAAUUCAAUUAAACUUUUGGGAAAGCCAAUUAAAUUGAAAAGCUUUAAUCAUCAAAUGUGUAUGUGUAUAGCUAUAAUACAAAGCUAUAUAUGAAAUGCWUUUUUCUUUGUUUCAAUAAACCAAUCUAAUUAAAUUAGUACAAAAUCUAUUUAGAUUAGCCCUUAUUCACUUUCAGAAAUUACAUCCUUGCCACUGUUGUGCAGUUUUGUCUUAAUAUUUGUAGAGAUUUGGUGAAGCAUGUUGGAUUGCAGCUUGCACAAGUUGAUUUUGUUAUUAUUCUGUCCCUCCCUACUUGAAAUGCUUUUAAAGACCAUACCUGGAUGCUGUCUUUUCUGAUGGCAACUACUCAACAAACAUGUGAAUCAUGUACAACAUUAACCCGUUAAGUUGCCACGUGUCAGGGAGCAACACCUUCUUCCAGUAGCUUUAUGUAACUCUGGUAGACAACCUUGUCAUUGCUUCUCUCAAAGCUGAACGUUAAUUCUCACAACCAGCUGCACUGCUCUAAAGGUUUUGCUAACUUAGAAGUUUUGGAAAAAGUUUGAAAAUUCUUUAAAAAUAACUGGGAUUUCUGCAAGGGUAAUUACUGAUACAUCAUCUUCCACUCCUACCUGUACAACCAAGCAAUACAAUUACCUUCAAAGACCAUCAAACCGCAAACGAAUCGUUCUGUGUGAAGUUUACAUAAAGCUACAGAGAUGGUAAAAUCUUUCCUAACAUUUCUUUAUUCCACUGUCUUGUGUUUUCAUGUUGAAAAUACUUCUGCUUUUUC
Nothoprocta perdicaria is the source of this 3742-nucleotide messenger RNA. It is a transcript of the gene KRAS, whose product is annotated as KRAS proto-oncogene, GTPase. The record is from RefSeq and is a predicted model, not a curated record. The transcript is spliced from 5 exons. Gene Ontology annotation, biological process: Ras protein signal transduction. Gene Ontology annotation, molecular function: GDP binding; GTPase activity; GTP binding. Lineage: Eukaryota; Metazoa; Chordata; Aves; Tinamiformes; Tinamidae. Gene Ontology annotation, cellular component: plasma membrane. The coding region runs from base 71 to 637 and encodes 188 amino acids.